AUGGGAGGCUCCAAACGAACACUGGCCGAGAUAGUCGACGCCGAUGAUAUCGACGAUAUCCCUCUCCUUCGCAUCCGUCGUCCCCGUAUCGAACCCGCUGCAUAUCCUCCUUCGACCGAGCCCUUGAGCCAAGAUGAGAUCACCGCCCGCGUCAAUGAGUUCAAUGAACUUCGCCUUAACAGCCUCCCUCUCAAUCUCAUGACACCCGAGUUCAAGCGCUACAUCUUCUGGCAUUCCAACCACCGCCUAGAACGAGCCAAACGCGAUGGCGCCACCCUCGCCGACAUCUCCAUCGGCCAAGAAUGUCUCCCAACUUGGCCUACGCAUACCUGGGAUCCGCGCGAAGAGUCUCUUCACCACAACAUCCAGUCCCGCCUCUUGACUCACGAAGCCUCCGGCCAUGCCAGCAUUCUCAUACGGCAAGACAUCAUUUGGAAGUCGAACCGGAAGCUCGAUGAAGCAAGAGCCUUGGCACACCAUGUCUCAAUGGCAUUGUACUCUAAUAAUGACGAUGAACGAACAAGCAGCCAGGAGUCCGAAGAGAGCAGGGAGGAUCUCUCCUUUUUCGGCAGCCCCGAUGCCUCAGAUGCCGUCGCCCAAAGCGGAUCUUCCGUCACUACGAAUGCGCUCCCAUCUGAUCCGCUGGGUCCUGAUACUGGUUCCGGCUCCGAUACUGACGUGGACACGGAUUCCAGCGACUCGGACGGUUUCGAUGAUCAAGUCUCUGUUGACAAUUAUCUCUCGGACGAACCUUACUACUCGGAAUACGACGAAGAGCUGAAUGUUCUCCACGGUGCCCAAAUCGCUGGCCUCUCUUCCUUUCAUUCUCGCAUCGAUCUCGAGGUUUUUCUAGCCGAGGAUGAAGAUGAGGUUGAGGACUUGCCAGAGAUGCAAAUGGUCGUCGACAGAGACUCUUUUGAGCAACAUUUCGGGACUGCUGGUGCUGUCGAUGUUGAGCUUCAUGGGGCUCGUCUUCGCUGCACUGGGGAGCUGUUUGAUCACGAUGAGGUCGCGAGCUCGUUUUCAUCUGAAGACGAGGACGAAGACAUGGAUCCCUUGAUCUAUGAGUAA
Molecule: messenger RNA, 1071 nt
Organism: Fusarium vanettenii 77-13-4
Lineage: Eukaryota; Fungi; Ascomycota; Sordariomycetes; Hypocreales; Nectriaceae
Exons: 3
Coding region: 1-1071 (356 amino acids)
Source: RefSeq, a predicted model, not a curated record